CGCGCCGCGCACUCCAGCCCCUGUGUGUAGGAACCAGAGCAGUGGAGCUCUGAGCUAGACAUGGCGGCCGAUCCUAAGCCGGACUGGCUCUCCUGCCUUCCCUCUGCCUGGAGUUACGGGGUGACUCGGGAUGGACGCAUAUUCUUUAUCAACGAAGAAGCGAAGAGCACAACCUGGCUGCAUCCCGUUACCGGAGAAGCCGUAAUCACGGGGCACAGAAAAACUCCAGAUUUACCAACAGGAUGGGAGGAAGGAUACACAUUCGAGGGAGCUCGCUGCUUCAUCAAUCACAAUGAGCGAAAGGUGACCUGUAAGCACCCGGUGUCAGGCGUCCCCUCCCAAGACAACUGCAUCUUUGUCGUGAACGAACACAUGAAUUGUGGAAUGCUUGUCCACCCUGACAAGCCAGUAGAGGCUCUGAGCAGGCCGGCUCCCAAGGCUUCGUCAGAGCAAGGCAGCACCAGUGACAAGAAGGAGCGUCCCAUGAGCACCAUGAGCGAAGCGUCAAACUACACGGGCGGCUCCGACUACAGCACCUUCCCCGGCAGCCCGGCCACCACCGCCAACACCACCACCACCACCUCCACUUCAUCCACACGGCCCUCUAGGUCUUCCAAAAAAGUUCACAACUUCGGGAAGAGGUCAAACUCCAUCAAGAGGAACCCCAAUGCCCCGGUUGUCAAGAGCAACUGGCUUUACAAACAGGACAGCACAGGCAUGAAGCUGUGGAAGAAGAGGUGGUUUGUUCUGUGCGACCUGUGCCUCUUCUACUACCGUGACGAUAAAGAGGAUAGCAUCCUGGGAAGUAUCCUGCUGCCAAGCUUUCACAUCUCCAUGUUGUCUGUGGAUGACCACAUCAGCAGGAAAUAUGCCUUCAAGGCCACUCACCCCAACAUGCGGACGUAUUAUUUCUGCACUGACACAUCCAAAGAGAUGGAGUCCUGGAUGAAAGUCAUGACGGAUGCUGCCCUCGUCCACUCUGAACCAGUGAGAAGACUGGACAAGUUGAAAGUGGAUCAGCGGACCCCUCAGGAGUUGAACAACUUCCUGAACCACAGAGUCCUAACCCGGCCCGAGAUCCAGAACAACGAACGCAACCGCGAGCCCGUGCGACAACACUCCCUGUCUCGAGUCGACGACAAACGGCAGAAAGACCUGGAGAAACACAACUGCCAGCGGGAGUACUACACCUUACAGAGAGACGGGGAGAAGUACUCGCUGAAGAAAGACGGCGUGAGCUACAUGCUUCAGAAGGACGGAGAGAGGUACAUGCUGCGAAAAGACGGGGACAAGUCUUCGCUGCAGAAAGACGGAGAGGUGUGCGCACUCCACAGGGAUCUGGAGAAGCAUGCUGUCCAGAACAAGGACGAAACGUGCAUUGUGACGCCGACGGAGGAGAAAUACGCUCCGUCUAAAGAUGGAGAGAAGUACCUGCUCGCGAGGGAUGGAGAGAAAUACGCACUGCAAAAAAUAGGAGACAGGCACACACUCCAGAAAGAUGGACCGAAAUACGUUCCCCAGAAGCAGGUGAAGAGACAGCUGUCAUUAAAGGAGACGGAGAGGUACGGUGUCAUGAGGGAGAUGGAGAAUAAAUAUGGUACCAUACAGGUUGUGGACAAAUACGGCACUCUGAAGGAAGUGAGGAAAUACAGCACGCUCCGGGAAGGGGAGAAAUACGCUACUCUCAGAGACGCAGGGAAGUAUGCUACGAUCCGUGGCGGGGAUAGAUAUGGCUUCCAGAGAGACCCGAGUGCAGAGAGGUCUCUGACUAAAAUCAGCAGCAUCAAGCUGCAGCCGGCUCAGGCCGCCGCUAUCGCAGCCGCGGUGUCUGCAUCUCGCCAGGGCCAGGCCAAUCUCAAUGUCCAGCAUCCUGCGCAGGUCAACGGCUCGGGGUCCGCUGCGGCGCCCGCGGAGCAGACUGGGGACUGCAGCCCGGCAGAGGUGGACAGCAGCCUGGCCAUGGGUCCAGGAAAGUCCCCUGCUCCGGUCCAGGAGCCGGAGAAGGGCCUGUCCCGGACCAAUUCCAUGCAGCAGCUGGAACACUGGGUCCGCACACACAGGACAAGAGGACUGGACGAUGACACCAGGAGUGUUACGUCCUACCAGACCCUACCCAGGAACAUGCCCAGCCACCGUGCUCAGAUUGUGCCCCGCUACCCAGAGGGCUACCGCACGCUGCCCCGCAACAGCAUGAUGAGGCCCGACAGCAUCUGCAGCGUGGCGGGCUCUGUGUAUGACCGGGCCCUCCGUCCCGCCUCCACCAGCACCAUCACCACAGCGGAGAAGAGGCGGUCGAUGAGGGACGACACCAUGUGGCAGCUGUAUGAGUGGCAGCAGAGACAGGCCUUCUCCAGGCACAGUCUGGCUCAGCCAACAGCUGUGGGUCAUUAUGGCACCCUGCCCAGCACAAAGACCAUGGGUAACAUCUGUGAACACUCUGUGGCGCACUCCAUCCCCACCUCACCGUCUCAUGGCUCCCUGGCCCUCUACAGCACCUUCUCCCCCCCACGCCAGCAGGUCCCUCCAACAACAGCACCCCCCGCCUCUCUACCUUACGGCUACCCGCCUGACCGACGAUCCAUCGCAGCCGGCGUCCCUCCUCAGUCCAUCACCCCACAGUCCCUGCAAGGCAAGACGCCCGAGGAGCUGACCCUGCUCCUGAUCAAGCUCCGCCGGCAGCAGGCGGAGCUCAACAGCCUGCGGGAACACACAGUAGCUCAGCUAAUGGCCCUGGGUUUGGAGGGGCCCAACGCCAAGACUGACGUUCUUUCUCAUCACCUCCAAAGGAACCUUAUUUACCUGGACAGCCAGAUCAGUCCAGACGACUUCAAAGACGGCUCGUUCAUCCCGCGCACAGAGGAGGCUGACAUAGACACCAAGCUGAGCAGACUGUGUGAGCAGGACAAGGCGGUGAGGAUGCAGGAGGAGAAACUGCAGCAGCUCCACAGAGAGAAGCACACUCUUGAGACAGCCCUGCUGUCUGCCAGUCAGGAGCUGAGUGAGCAGAGCGGCUCCAGCGCUGGCGCCCAGAGCCUGGUCCAGCAGAGGGACGUGCUGCAGAACGGCCUGCUCAGCACCUGCAGAGAGCUGUCCAGAGUCAGCACUGAGUUGGAGCGUUCCUGGAGGGAGUACGACAGGUUGGGGGCAGAUGUUACUCUGGCCAAGUCCAACCUGCUGGAGCAGCUGGAGGCCCUGGGCAGUCCGCAGACAGAGCCUCCAAGCCAGCGGCACAUCCAGAUCCAGAAGGAGCUGUGGAGGAUCCAGGACGUGAUGGAGGCUCUGGCCAAAAACAAACCACAGCGGAGCACAGACAGCACAGGCUUACCCGGUUCCAAACCGCUCUCUAGUCUCCAGAAGAACGAGCAAGCUCCAGACUACCGGCUGUAUAAGAGCGAGCCUGAGCUGACCACGGUGAAGGAGGAAGUAGACGAGGCCAACGGUGAGGACAAGGACAAGACCGACUCCUCUGCUGAGAGCAGGGACACUGCAGCUUCAAAAGUGCCCCCCUACCCGGUGGGCAUCAUUCCUCCCAGGACCAAAUCCCCCAUAAGUCCUUGCAGGAGUCCUCCCGAGUCCUCCACUAUUGCCUCCUAUGUCACCCUGAGGAAGACCAAGAAGCCUGAAUCCAGAUCAGACCGUCCCAGGAGUGCCGUGGAUCAGACAGGGUUUGGGGAGCGGGAGGUGGGGAGAACCAGGAUGAGUGUGGAGGAGCAGCUGGAGAGGAUGAGGAGGAACCAGCAGGCCUCGUCGCUUCGAGAGAAGAAGAGAGAAACGCCAUCCCGCUCGCCCUCCUUCAGCAAAGACAGCCCUUCCUUUAUCCAGCAGAGUCGGCUCCAGGCGGAGGGGGCGUGUGCAGACCCUGUGGAGCUGGAAGCGGCUCUGCAGCAGCUGAAGGCGGCUCACAUGGAGCGGAGCAGGACGGCUGCUGAGGCUCAGCCUGCCCCACAGGAGGUGUACAGGGUGGAGGAGGUGAAAGAUGAGGUGCAGCGUGACGGGGACGGUCACGGGACCCUGCAGAGCGUGAAGGACAACAGCACAGACAGUGAGGGAAACACCACCACUGACAACAGCUUCCAGACUCCUGAGCCCGAGACGCCGAGCCCGGAGCCGAGGGAGGACGAACCAGACGCGACGCAACAGAGCGCCAGAGAGGAGAAGCUGGAGCUAACAGCAGAUGACAAGAAACACAACAACAACAACAUGUUGGCUUCGCAGACGUUCACCUUGGUGAGCAGAGACACGUGAGCACUGGCGGCCACGACAUCCACACUGGCGGCCCAUAAAGCCCAAAUGUAGCCUGCCUGCACAGAGCAUGCUCCACGGCUUCCUGCGUUUACAACAGGACUAUUUUGAUACUACUGUUACAUGCCCACAAGGAGACUGAGAGGAUGACAGCCCUGACAACACACAGACGGGCCGCCAUCACUUCCCGACAGUGAGAGAGGCAGAUGUACUGUAUCUUAACACCUGUUAAAUCUGUCCAGACUGAUAUGUCCCUGGGCAAAACACCAACAUAUGGAGUCAGAUUUGUCUCAAAACAUUUCUGCAUAAAAAUAAGAUUGUGAAAUGGUCAUAAAAAAAGUUACAAAUGAUGUUUGAGCUGAAAUAUACUUGCGCAAUCCCCAGAAGGACUUUUGAGAGUUUUUUCUGGUUUCCAUAGGAGUCUCCAGCUCAGUCGCGGCCAGGGGAAAGUAACUGGCCAGGCAUUUGGUUUUUAUAGGCGGGCCCUGACAAUCUAAUUCUUUUUUUUCAGACUAUUCAAUUCAACAACGGAUUCAUAUCGAAUAGUUCAAUAUUAUGUAGGUUUAUAUGUUAACUGAUAUGUACUGUAUAUUUUAAUGAUACUUCAAAUUCGGUUCAGUCGAUAUAAAUGAAUUGUGAGCCGAUAGUGCAGCCUAUUAUUUAUCUGAAUGGCAAAGUUGUGUAGUCUCCCACUAUUAGACCUUACAAUUCAGACACAAGCAGUCCAAGGCCUAGUCAGUUAUUAGUGCAAAACAAAGUCACGAAAAACAGCGACAUCGUGACAGCUGCAUGAUCAACGCCAUGGACAGCAAGACUUUGACUAUAGGGGGCAUGUUAUUCUACUCUCUCAUAUCUAUUACUUCACAUUGACAAACACACACUGAAAAAAGCCCAACAUUUGUAACCACCUAAAAGCUGUAAGACAAUUCAGGACAAAGAACUUAGACAAAAAGGAUAGGAAUAAUAAGAUGACUAACUUACUACACUUUGGUGGCUCAGGCUGGGCCUUAUAUAGCUGCAGCCACCAUUUUCCCGAUAAAUCGAAUCUCCGCAGUGAAGUGUCUUUCCACUCUGUGUUGCAUUUCUUGGUCAGAUCGUGGAAGCACUCAAGAGCCAUAAUGUGGACAUUACUGAGCAGUGUUUUCAGUGUCCAUCAUCUGGAGGUGUGGAGCUGUGUGUCGGGUGCGUGGGUCCAGUCAGUGUAUGCAGGGGGUUCUACUUUUACUGAGUCCAGGAAGGAGCUGCUCUCCGGGUCGAGUGAAGCAAUGGAUUCUAUGAAUGCACCGUUUCGGUCCGUGUACUUUGGCAGCCAACAGGUUUUUGUUUUGAAAUUAAAAAACAAAAUCGGGAACAAAAUGUAGGAGAACAAAAAACG
Molecule: messenger RNA, 5617 nt
Organism: Perca fluviatilis (European perch)
Lineage: Eukaryota; Metazoa; Chordata; Actinopteri; Perciformes; Percidae
Product: pleckstrin homology domain-containing family A member 5-like
Cellular component (GO): cytosol
Molecular function (GO): phosphatidylinositol-5-phosphate binding; phosphatidylinositol-3,5-bisphosphate binding; phosphatidylinositol-4-phosphate binding
Source: RefSeq, a predicted model, not a curated record